Messenger RNA from Mangifera indica (mango), 758 nucleotides. RefSeq names its product 60S ribosomal protein L23a. Gene Ontology annotation, cellular component: ribosome; cytosolic large ribosomal subunit. Gene Ontology annotation, biological process: ribosomal large subunit assembly; translation. The record is from RefSeq and is a predicted model, not a curated record. Lineage: Eukaryota; Viridiplantae; Streptophyta; Magnoliopsida; Sapindales; Anacardiaceae. The transcript is spliced from 4 exons. The coding region runs from base 136 to 600 and encodes 154 amino acids. Gene Ontology annotation, molecular function: structural constituent of ribosome; rRNA binding.
AAACAGAGCAGGUUACAUUAGUAAUUUUAAAGUAUUUAUAAGAGUCCAUUUCGUCGUCAAAAAACCCUAGUCCCUGAAGCCGCUGCAGCAGUUCUUCUCUUAAUCUUUCAGGUACGUAGUUAUAGGAAUAGUCCAAUGGCUCCGGCUAAAGUUGACAGCACAAAAAAGAAUGAUCCAAAGUCCCAGGCCACUAAGGUUGCCAAGGCCGUGAAGUCUGGGCCAACCUUUAAGAAGAAAGCUAAGAAGAUCAGGACUACAGUCACGUUCCAUCGGCCAAAGACAUUGAAGAAGGAUAGGAACCCCAAGUAUCCUCGCAUUAGUGCUCCACCAAGGAACAAGUUGGAUCACUACCAAAUUCUGAAAUAUCCCUUGACCACUGAGUCAGCAAUGAAGAAGAUUGAGGACAACAAUACCUUGGUUUUCAUUGUUGACAUUCGUGCUGACAAGAAGAAGAUUAAGGAUGCUGUGAAGAAGAUGUAUGACAUCCAGACCAAGAAAGUGAACACAUUAAUCAGGCCCGAUGGAACUAAGAAGGCAUACGUGAGGCUGACCCCAGACUAUGACGCCUUGGAUGUGGCAAACAAGAUUGGAAUUAUCUAAGUUAUACCAUUUGUACUGCUGACAGUUUUGUUAGGAGUGUUUCAUUUUGUUACGACAACAAUAUAAAUUUGGUUUGUGUCGGAUUCACCUUUUUAUUCAACUUUGCAUGAUAUGCCUGAUUGAAGAUUAAAUGCUUAAAUUCUCCACAUCGUAAGAUA